CGUGAUGACCACGUUUCAAACAAUGGAGGGGUCCGUUUGUGUUCCCAAGACUUGCCAUAUAUGCUUGAACGAAAUACUUGAAAUGCAAGGCCACCCGAUAACCGAGGAGCAAGCGUGGGCCCUGUGUUUCCAGUUGAGUACUCUUCUGAAAGAUUAUUCAAGUGAGCGCGUAGUCCACGACGAGACACCCGACACCCCUCGUUUACCUGGAGUAGAGGACAUUAUUUUCUCCAACGAUGGAAGUGUUUGUUUCAAAGACUCAAGUAGACCUAUUUUCGGCAGAGAGGAUCAGAUAGUUGACCAACUUGGUCGCCUUGUUUACUACUGUCUUGACUGGGGGCUUGAACAUGACGUUGAGCGAGAGCUGCACGAAGUUCUUGCUCUCCUUCUCUGCCGAAUGAUAAACGUGAACCCCUUCACCGAUGCGUCUUUUAUGACUAUAGGCCUUCCUGAUGUCAUUCAGGUGUGUGAAAAUCGCUUGGAUGGCUCUGUUCAGGCAGCACAUCAUUACAAGACUGUCUGCUCAUUACUGCUCUCAGAGAGCAUUGCGCUGUACCACUCCCUCCAAAGUCAUAAGACAUCUAGCAAGAGUCUUCAAAAGUUUUUGGAAUCUGACAGAUCAUCGCCAAUUCAUAAUGAUUCAAAUCAGAUUCAUGCAUGGAAAUAUGUGGUAGAAGAGAUACAAAGUGGAAAACCUUUGAGGCCAUGCUUCAGAACCUGUCCAUCGAGUGCAUACCAACCUCCAGAAAAGUUGCUCCCAUUUGACCGCCUGAAGAAAGAUAUUGAAUGCAAACAGUACGCUCUACGAAAAGUACAGAUGGGAGAAAACCCUCUGAAAAAGACAGAUCCAUGUGAUUCUCUUCUGGAGGCCAUCCUAGCCAAGCCAAAACUCAGACCUGUUGCAGAGCGGAAAUUGAGAGAGAGGCCUAAAGAAGAGCCUUGCCUUCAUGAGUGUCUAAUGGCGGAGAUACGCAUGACUGACCGGCUGGAACUUUUUGCAUCUUGCAAAAGAAGGCGUGCCAUUCAAAGUCUCAACGUUACGGGUGGGAGGCGACGUGCCCAAUCUCUUGGGAGCUACCCAGGCAUCAAACGAUUGAGGAAAGACACUGGCAGUGUUCCUGUGACUAUUACGAUGAUUAUGAAUGCACAUCAGACAGAAAGUGACGGACAUCAGAAGACUAAUCCUGAGCCUAGCCCUGGCAAAUGGCAGGUGUGUUCCUGUUGCUAUACCAGAAGUCAGUUUUUUACCUGGCACAACACCUGCUCCAGAUGUGAAAGGGUUGUGUGUCCGUCUUGCUGUGUAAAGAUGCGAGUGCCCCACAAGUGGUGUAUGGACCUCCCAAUAACAUUCUUCCGGAGGAUAGUGCUGCGGCAAAGUGCUGAGCGAGACCAUAGUCAUUUCUGGAGGGAGCGCCUGUCAUGGGACUGCAGAAAGGUUCCUUUGGUUCUGGAGUCUCUAGCCAUCAGUUCUUGUUCCCAGCACAGUUUGGCCAUGAGAGGUUGGCACAGCCAGGACAUCUGUAUAGAGUGUCAGGCUCUCCUGGAGGAAACAUGUGACUCUGAGGCCUUUGUGAAUUGUGUCACAGGGACCCAAGAGAUUUUAUAGCUUUUGGCUUUACUUCAUGCUCAGAAUUCAGGCCCCCACCUUCACUAUGUCUGAUGCUUUUCCUGGUCAAAUGUUUGUGUAUAGUCAUUUUUAAGUUAUUUUCUGAAAUUAAUGUAAUUAUUUUGUAUUCAGAUUUUUACUCAUGUGUGAAGCUGAAGAGUUUGUUCACUCGUUUUUUGUUUGUUUUAGUUUUCUUAUCAUGUUUUGUGUAUAGUUGAUCACGUUUUGUAUAUAGUUUUUUUUAUUACAAUUAUUUUUCCUGAAUUCAACUAAUAAAAAACAUGGCUUUGUUUUACUCAUUUUUU
Sardina pilchardus (European sardine) is the source of this 1911-nucleotide messenger RNA. RefSeq lists its product as uncharacterized. Bases 5 to 1606 code for a protein of 533 amino acids. Gene Ontology annotation, cellular component: cytoplasmic vesicle membrane; cell cortex. Lineage: Eukaryota; Metazoa; Chordata; Actinopteri; Clupeiformes; Clupeidae. Gene Ontology annotation, biological process: Golgi vesicle transport; intracellular transport; polar body extrusion after meiotic divisions. The transcript has 14 exons. The record is from RefSeq and is a predicted model, not a curated record. Gene Ontology annotation, molecular function: actin binding.